Diospyros lotus (date-plum) is the source of this 1649-nucleotide messenger RNA. Its product is annotated as BAHD acyltransferase DCR. The record is from RefSeq and is a predicted model, not a curated record. Lineage: Eukaryota; Viridiplantae; Streptophyta; Magnoliopsida; Ericales; Ebenaceae. The transcript has 2 exons. Bases 86 to 1438 code for a protein of 450 amino acids.
CUAUAAGUUCGCCCCCCAAAUCCAAUCCAAUUCGUCUUACGUUCCUGAUCUAAUUCUCCCUCUCUGAUCACUUCAUUCAUCAACAAUGCCCGCCGCCGAAGUUGCAGAACCCAUAUCCACGGCGGCGAUGAAACUCAGGACCCUCAGCAAAACCCACGUCCGGCCCCGGAAACCUGUCGGACGGCGAGAGUGCCAGCUCAUCACCUUCGAUCUCCCCUACGUCGCCUUCUUCUAUAACCAGAAGCUGCUGCUCUACAAGGCAGCCUCCGCCACCGGCGACGCGGGCUUCGACGACGCCGUCCGACGGCUGACGGAAGGGCUGGAGAUCGCUCUGGAGGAGUUUCACCAGUUGGCGGGGAAGCUGGGGAAGGACGAGGAUGGGGUUUUCAAGGUGGAGUACGACGACGAGAUGGCCGGUGUGGAGGUGCUGGCGGCGGCGGCGGACGACGUCGAAGUUGCGGAUCUGGUGGUGGAGGAGGGGGGUAGCAAGCUGAAGGAGCUGGUUCCGUACAACGGAAUCUUGAACGUCGAGGGGCUCCACCGGCCGCUGCUCGCCGUUCAGAUCACGCGGCUGAGAGACGGCAUAGUGUUGGGAUGCGCAUUUAACCACGCGGUUCUCGACGGCUCUUCCACGUGGCACUUCAUGAGCUCAUGGGCCGAGAUCUGUCGCGGGGCCCAAUCGAUCUCCGUCCCUCCCUUCCUCGACCGCACAAAAGCCCGCAACACCCGCGUCCAGCUGAACCUCUCCCCGCCGGGGGACUCCACGUCAUCCAACGGCUCCGACGCGGACCCACCCCUCCGCGAGAAGAUCUUCAAGUUCUCCGAGUCAGCCGUCGACAAGAUCAAGACUCUUCUCAACGCCAACCCAUCCGACGGCGCAAAGCCCUUCUCCACGUUCCAAUCCCUAUCCACGCACUUGUGGCUCGCCGUCACACGCGCCCGCCGGCUCAAGCCGGAGGACGUCACGGUCUUCACCGUCUUCGCCGAUUGCCGGAAACGGGUCGACCCGCCGAUGCCGGAGGCCUACUUCGGCAACCUCAUUCAAGCCAUAUUCACCGGCACCGCCGCCGGGCUGCUGGCGGCGAACCCCCCAGAGUUCAGCGCCGGGCUGAUCCAGAAGGCAAUCGAGGCGCACGACGCCAAGGCGAUCGACGCGCGGAACACCGAGUGGGAGAGCAACCCAAAGAUUUUCCAGUUCAAGGACGCCGGCGUGAACUGCGUGGCGGUGGGGAGUUCGCCGCGGUUCAAGGUGUACGAGGUGGACUUCGGGUGGGGGGGGCCGGAGAGUGUUCGAAGCGGUGGGAACAACCGGUUUGACGGGAUGGUUUAUCUUUACCAAGGGAAGAGCGGCGGCCGGAGCAUUGACGUGGAGAUCAGCUUGGAGGCGGAGGCGAUGGGGAGGUUGGAGAAGGACAAGGAGUUUCUCAUGGAUGGUUAGGAAUGUUGCUUGGAACUGGUUUUGUGGUUUAAGCUGUAAACAUAUAUUUCCUUAGGUUGGCUCUGGCUCUGGGCUUCUUGGAUUUCAUGUUUUUUGUUUUGUUUGUUGUUUAAGAUGGACUAUUAAUGGUUUGGCCGUUUGGGUUUAACCUUUGACCUUCCUGUGCUGCAAAUGAAAUUUGGAUAUAAGAAAAUAAAUCUGGUUAAAUUUA